Pyrgilauda ruficollis (rufous-necked snowfinch) is the source of this 539-nucleotide messenger RNA. Its product is annotated as sulfotransferase family cytosolic 1B member 1-like. NCBI's taxonomy places the organism in Eukaryota, Metazoa, Chordata, Aves, Passeriformes, Passeridae. Gene Ontology annotation, cellular component: cytoplasm. Bases 25 to 426 code for a protein of 133 amino acids. The transcript is spliced from 4 exons. Gene Ontology annotation, biological process: sulfation. The record is from RefSeq and is a predicted model, not a curated record. Gene Ontology annotation, molecular function: sulfotransferase activity.
UGGGCCCAAUACCUGGAGGAGUUCAUGGCUGGCAGAGUGGCCUAUGGUUCCUGGUACGACCACGUCAAGGGCUACUGGGAGCGCAGGAAGGAUCACCCCAUUCUCUACCUCUUCUACGAGGACUUGAAGGAGGACCUCCGCCGGGAGGUUGCCAAGGUGGCCCAGUUCCUGGGGCAGAAGCUGUCGGAUGCGGCGCUGGACACCAUCACCCGACACACGUCCUUCGAGGCCAUGCGGGACAACCCUGCCACCAACUACACCAGGGUGCCGUCUGACAUCAUGGACCACAGCGUGUCGCCCUUCAUGCGCAAAGGCACCACUGGAGACUGGAAGAACCACUUCACCGUGGCGCAGAACGAGCGCUUUGACCAGGACUAUGCGCAGAAGAUGUCAGGCACCGACCUGUGCUUCCGCACUCAGAUUUGAGGGGACACCACCGGACGUACCCCAAAUUCAUCCUGUGCUGUGGUGGCACUGCUGCCGUUGCUUCCUCUCCCCUGGAACUGCUGGAGAGAAAUAAAAUGUGCUUCUUGACCCUG